GCCCAACGCCAGCGCCAAUCCACGAAUCGCAGAGACACGGCUUACUGGUGGACGAUUCAACGCACGCGGACGAGAGCAUGAGAAUGAAUGGUGAGUUCGACCGAUCUCAUGACCUAUACUAAACACCGCUGUACGUACAGGGCGCGGGUGGGAGAAGUCGUUCGUGCGCACUCCUGCAUACUACGCCGCACAUCGAUCGAGCACGAGCCCGGCUCUAGUGAGGCGCCCUGUAAGUCGUACGUACAGAGAUCGCGCCAUACGGUGCGGUCAUCCGGACGCGGGCUGGGAUCGAGAGCCUGCGUAACCAGGAAAGGUACACGGGCUCGUACGGGAUGGGGGUGUGGGGAAAGAAGGAGGCGAAGAGCUGGGCGAUCAUCUGUAAAGGCAAUCUUGAUGUCUAAAGACACGGGAUAAUCCCUCGCAGAGGGCGAGCCAAAAAUUUUGACUCUCACCGAACGUCGCCCUGGAUGAUAGUUAGAUGGUAGUGUGGCGCUCAUACUCAGAUCCAGAGUGUCAAUGUCUUCAGCUUGCGAUGUGUCUAAGUCUUGGCAGUUCGACAGGGGCAACUCGAGGACCUGAGAGGUAAGGAGGAGCAUUCCGAGUACGGCGUUGUAUGUGCUCG
Fomitopsis serialis is the source of this 622-nucleotide messenger RNA. RefSeq lists its product as uncharacterized. NCBI's taxonomy places the organism in Eukaryota, Fungi, Basidiomycota, Agaricomycetes, Polyporales, Fomitopsidaceae. Bases 88 to 414 code for a protein of 108 amino acids. The record is from RefSeq and is a predicted model, not a curated record. The transcript is spliced from 2 exons.